AGGUCACGUGACAGGCACAUUCUCGGCAGCCAACAUGUCGACGAUAAAAGUAAUUGGUGUGUUUUCCAUAAUAUUUGGAUGUUUUGCGAUGCUUUAUCCUCGUUUUCUCCAUCCGAUUGUUUUGAAAACGUUUGGAAUGACACAGAAAUCGCUAGAAAAUGAUAUUUUGUCAAAUGUUCAAAGUCCCAAAAUUGCAGCAAUGAACCAAAACAGACCAAGACCUGGAGAAGAUAGCCGACCUAUUCGUCCAAACGCUCACCCAGGUUUGCGAGCUGCUUCUGAAAUGAGAGCUCAGCAACAACAAGCAGGAAGUGGCCGGGGCAUGAUGGGUAUUGUCUUACCCAUGUAUGCUGUGGGCAUUGUUCUAUACUUAAUAUACACCUUGGUCAAGGUUUUCAGUAAAAAAUGUGACACUGAGAAAAAAGAGAAAGAUCCUCUAGCCCAGCUGCGUAAUUUCAAGUAUGAUGAUUGUAAAGGGAAAUUCACAUUUAGCGAUGACUUUGAUCCUGAAGAUGAUUUCCGAGAUUAUCUUCACAAAAAACACAAACAACAAGAACUUGAAGAGUUAAUCAGCAAAGCAGAUGACCGUCAUAUUACUGAACUUGAAAUGCGUCAAUUACAGCAGCGUUUGGAAGAAACCGAAACUCAAAUGACUCGCAUUCUGCAGGCCAUGCAGUCUGUACAGCAACAUGUCAGUGGUGUUGUUGAUAGAGCUGCAGGCAACAUGAAGAAUCCUUCAACAGAUGAAGACUUAAUCCAUGAGAAGGAGGUCAAUAAAGAAGAAGAGAAGAAGGGAACUACGAUGAAACCUGAAUCAUUGAAAACUAAUGAAAAGGGUGGCUGUAAAGUGCCAACCUCAGAUUCUACCCCGGAUCUCGAAAGUUAUGAGGUCCUGCGAACAAAUAGCCAUGACAGUCAAGGGAGCAGUGAUUAUUGCUGGCUAAAUGGCAGUGGAUCAACGCCAAAUUCUCCUGAAGUUGAAACUGUUUCUUCUGUGAUAGAUACUUUUGCUAAAAAAGAUGAAGAAUCUGCUUCAGCAGAGCCUGAAAGUUCAACUAACAGUGAAGUUCAAGAAAAAGAAAAAGACUCAUCGCAUGAUAUUCAAGAAAAUGAAGAAAAUAGCAACAGCAAAGACUCUGAUUAUUGUAAAACUGAUGAGCAAGAUGUUACUGUGGAAGACAUCGGAUCAGAAGAAAAUUGUACAGAAGAUGUUAUAUUACGGAAACGGAAAGGUUUACCAACACUGAAUGAUUGAACUUCUGUGAUGGAUUUUGGUCCCACCAUCCAUUAGUUACGGCCUCUAAACAACUGGUCUGCUCUUGACACUAAAUAAUUUCACAUGGUUUCAAAGUAAAUGUAAAAAAUGGGUUUUUUUUCCAAUACAACUAAACAAUAUUCCUGAUACCCUUUUUUUUUUAUAGUCCCCAGUAAAUAAACUUAAUAACCAUUUUGUUUCUUUUUACUUUAUAUGCAUGCAUAAAGUACUGAAGAGUGUCAGUUUAGUUCUUAAAUACCCUAGAACAUAUUUAUUUCUCUGUUUUUCUUUCUUUUUUAUUUGAAAAUAUUUUAUUGAGAUUAAUAUUUAAAAAAAUUAGUUUAUCAUUUUUACCUCUGUGAAUAAUAAAAAUGAUAUUGAUAAUAUAUAUUUAUUAUUGAUCAUGGUCAAUUAAGAUCUCUUCUUCUAGCGUGUUUCUGUGUAUAUAGAUACACAAAUGCACAUCUGUGAAUGAUUAUCAAUCACACAAAAUAUUAAAAGGCAUACACAUGUGGAAACUCAGACACUUUUGAUAUUAAUUUGGGUUUUGUCUCAAAAUAAUGCAAUUAUAAUUGCUUUCAUCACCAUUUUUUUUUUACCUAACUACAAACUCUGUAAGGGUUCUUGAACAAGCUUAAUUUUUUUUUUAUCAAGUGAAAACGGUUUGGGAUAAUUCAGUAAGGAACUUAAUUCCAGUCAAUUUAAGGCUGUAUCUGUUGUAAUCUGAUGACUCCUUACUGUUUUCAUCAUACUUAAGAUGGAAUUAAUAGAGAGAUAUAGUCUGUCACACAGUUUUGCAGUUACCAUUUUCCAAAAACUCAUAAUUUUAUUCCUAAGCAAAUUCGAUGUAUAGAAUUAGCAUAUCUGUGCAUUCUUAAACAAGGUAUAUGACUACUUAACUGUGUUUUACAUAACGAAGAAGUUAAUUAUAUCAUUAACUUCAUGUUUUAGUGAUUAAUAU
Molecule: messenger RNA, 2216 nt
Organism: Octopus sinensis (East Asian common octopus)
Lineage: Eukaryota; Metazoa; Mollusca; Cephalopoda; Octopoda; Octopodidae
Product: resistance to inhibitors of cholinesterase protein 3
Exons: 6
Coding region: 35-1255 (406 amino acids)
Biological process (GO): synaptic transmission, cholinergic; protein localization to cell surface
Cellular component (GO): neuron projection; neuronal cell body; intracellular membrane-bounded organelle
Source: RefSeq, a predicted model, not a curated record